This is a messenger RNA of Oncorhynchus kisutch (coho salmon), 5796 nucleotides long. RefSeq lists its product as uncharacterized. Gene Ontology annotation, biological process: small GTPase-mediated signal transduction. The record is from RefSeq and is a predicted model, not a curated record. Gene Ontology annotation, molecular function: GTPase activator activity. NCBI's taxonomy places the organism in Eukaryota, Metazoa, Chordata, Actinopteri, Salmoniformes, Salmonidae. The coding region runs from base 388 to 5313 and encodes 1641 amino acids. The transcript is spliced from 14 exons.
UAUACAGAAAGAGAACGCGAGCGAGAAAGAGACUCAGGAAGUCGACAGGGGAAGUUUAGUGGUUUCUUGCGUCAUUGCUUGCUGCUGCUUGGUUGUGCCGGUGCAGAGUGAAGAGUGCCACAAAGACAGCAUGACCUAGCACAAUGCCUUAAAACACAGCUCAUUAUAUCACAGUAUAUAGCAUUGCACAUCACAGAGUGGAACAAUAAAACUUAAUAAAAUGCAAUGAAGAAACCACAUUGUUGCAUAUUAACAGUAUAUUGUAAAUGUAUAUGAGCACCUCAUGGUCACGUUACCAUUAACCAAGUUAUACAGAAAAUACAUAUAUCAGACACACAAACACACAGGGCUGGAUGUGCGAGAGGUUGAGGCAGGAGAAAAGAAGAGAUGCGGAGACUCCGGAGAAAAGGAGGGAACAAUGAGAAGGUGUUUGGCUGUGACCUGUUGGACCACUUGUCCACUACCUGUCAGGAGAUUCCCCAGGUGCUGCGAAGCUGCAGUGAAUUCAUUGAGGAGCAUGGGGUGGUAGAUGGGAUCUACAGGCUAUCUGGGGUGUCAUCCAACACACAGAAACUAAGGGGUGAGUUUGACAGUGAGGGGACCCCGGAUCUCAAUAAGGAUGUGUACCUGCAGGACAUUCACUGUGUCAGCUCUGUCUGCAAGGCCUACUUCAGAGAGUUGCCCAAUCCCCUCCUCACAUACCAGCUCUAUGACAAAUAUGCUGAAGCUGUGGCGAUUCAGUUGGAGGAGGAGAGGCUGGUUAAGAUUAAGGAUGUGCUGAAAGAGUUACCCGCUCCCCAUUACAAAACUCUGGAGUUCCUGAUGCGCCACCUUGUCAAGAUGGCUUCUCACUCCUCACACACCAAUAUGCAUUCCCGGAACCUCGCCAUUGUUUGGGCUCCGAACCUUCUCAGGUCAAAGGACAUUGAGGCGUCAGGGUUUAACGGUACAGCAGCCUUUAUGGAGGUGAGGGUCCAGUCUAUCGUGGUGGAAUUCAUCCUCACCCACGUGCCCCAGCUGUUUCCUGAUUCAGGUAUUACGGAGCGCCGGAAGUCACUCCCAUCUCCCUCUAUACACAAUCCAGAGGAACCUUUCUUCCGGGCCAUUCCAUUCCAGUUAGGCAACAUCAGUCCAGGGGACGGUCCCCCUGCCAUGCGUUCCUACCACGCCAUCAUAGACGGGACAGACAAGAGGAAGGGAUCUCUUAAGGGCAGGAAGUGGAAGUCCAUCUUCAAUUUAGGAGGCAGACUCCAUGACCCGAGACGGAGGAACAAGAACUCGGCCAAAGAAAAAGAGAGAACUGUCUUGAGGCCAGCGAAGAGCAUGGAUUCCCUGAGCUCUGUGCCCUAUCCGCAUGAAGGUUCCAGACAACGACCCCCUUCCACUGUGAUGUCCCCCUUGGCUCAGCCCUCUCCCUGUACCCAGGGGGGUGCGGAGGGAGGGGCAUCCAGUAGUGGUGGUGAUAUGGGCAGCGGGUAUGCUGUGACCUACCGGAGGGGUCAGGGGGCUAGUGUGAGUGUAGUGAGCGGGGGCGGGGGAACACAGGGCAUAUACAGUCGACUGGACAGUCACUGUGGUGGGGGCAACAGCACUGAGGCUCUGCAACCCCCAUCCAGAUCCCCAGGACUCUCCAGCAAAGCCGACCGGCGGGCAGGGAUCCACAUCUCCGGACCUUUCUCGGUCACAGUACCCCUUCACAUCACAUCAGGCCUGGCCUUUGGGGUGCUGCAGGGGGGUGGAGCGGACAGGGGCAACCAUAGAGGAGGACAGGAGAGUGGAGAUAAAGGAGAGGGUGGAGAGGGUGACAGACGGAAGGGAAGGGAGGGGGAGAGACAGAAGGCAAGGGAGGGUGACAGACAGGAGGCAAGGGAGGGUGACAGGCAGGAGGGAGGGGAAGGGGAAAGGCACAUCCGAGUAGAAGUUAAGAGGGAGGACAAGACUGACCUAGGCAAGAGAAGAGAUGAAGAGGUAACAGGGGAGAGGAGAGGUGAGGCAGAGGAAGAUAAAGUUGAAGAAAAAUGGGGAAGAGGAGAAGAGGAGAGAGAAGAGGAUGUGAAUGGGGACUGUGUAUCUAAGCCAUCAGAAGAGAGCAUUGAAGAGAGUCAGGUUCAGGGUGAGGGUGGAGAAGGGGAUGCAGAAAACCAUGACAACGAUGAGGAUGAAGAGGGAGAAUACAUGGAUAUGAAAGGCUCUGUGCAGACUGCCCUGGAUGCCCCAGAUAUGUCAGGUGUCAGAAAUGAAGUAGUUGCCAUAGAUUUGCCAUUUCCUCUGAUGGAGGAGGACGAUGAACAAGACCAGGACUGUCCACUGGACUUUCAGGAUACUUUUGGAUUCCUUGACCUUAUGGACAGCAGUGUCUCCAGCCAGAUGUUCCAAGAGUUCUCAGUGGAGCCUCAUCAUGGGGAUGAUGAGUAUGAAGACGAGGUGGAGCAUAGAUCCCCAGGACUCUCACAUGACAGACCAGACCCUGUCACACGGCCACCUGUAGACGCACAGACACAAAUACAGACACAAACGCCCAUACACAGGCCUCUAAGCAUAGAUCAGUAUGGGCGAGCCAACAAGUCAAUGAGUCUGCCUUACAUGUCCCGGCCCUUCCUGCCUGCUCUGUCUUCCUCCUCUGAAGAAGAAGAAGAAGAAGAGGAGGAUGAAGAAGGUGAUGAUUACGACAAAGAAGAUGAGGAGGAUGAUGAUGACAUGUUCUGUCAAAGUCUACCUUCUAGUUUGGUGUUCAACAGACUGACAUGGAGUGGACCUCAGACUGACUUGGAGAACAGUUUGUCCCCAGCCCCUGUGCCCUCACAACCACUGGACGGUGCCUCUGAUGACAGACCAAUUCCUAGUUCUGAGGCCAGAAUUCCCCCUGAGCACUUGGACAUUGAUUCCCCUGACUGCUGUCACCAAUCAGUGGAGGUUUUGAAGUAUAGCAAAGCUGAAGAAAAGAAUAGUUUGGAAGCGAUGAAACUGGUGGAGGAGGAGGAUGCAGAACAGGAUCGAGACAGCCAGGAGAAAAACCAGGCAGACACCCUGACCAAUACUUGCACAGAAAGAUCACCUUCACUUUGCAGCACUGACAUAGAAGAAAGUUGUCACUUGGUUGAAACCAGCAUCAUGGAGGAAGAGGAAACUCCAGAUGACAUUGAGAAGAGCCACACUUCAGCAUCCGCAUCAACUGACUGUGAGGAGGCCUCACUGCAGACCACUAGAGUUCAUCUGAAGCUCAAAGACGAGGAAGAGGUCCUGAAGAGUCAAUGUCCUGAAGAAGGUGUGAUUCCAGAGGGUUAUAAUGGUGAUACAGUGAGCGAAGUCGAGGCAGAAAACCCACAAGAGCAUUUACUCACGGCCUGUCUUAUUGUUUCCUGUGCUGAAGAGCCAGAGAACAUAGUCAAUGAGCGAUCAGAGGAGGUUUCUAGAGAUUCAGCUGGGGAUGUAAAAGAGCGUCCUGAAAAAAGUGCUAAGAGGGAGAGAGCGGGAGAGAAGGAAAAUGGAGAGGAGAAGAAGGUAGAGGAAGUGAUGGAGGAAAGAGAUGAUAGAAACGGGGGAGGAUGGGACAAACAAGAGGGAGAAGAAACAGCAUGUGAGAGCGAGGGAGAUAUGGGCAAAAGAGAGGAGAGAGAGGUAUUAAAGGAAUUGGAAAAAACAGAAGAAAAUUAUGUGGGGGUUAGGGUGGGAGUGGAGAAGGAACAAGGAGGAAUGAUUGAAGAAGAGGAUGACAGGAUAGCAGGUGAUGAAAGGGAAGUAGGAGAAGAGGACACAAAGCAGGAAGAGGUCAUUUAUGAAGAGAUGAUGAGCAUAGUAGUGAGGGAUGACAUGAUGGAAAGUGGAGAGAGGAAGGAUAGGGAAGGAGAGACUGAGGGAAGUACAUUUAUAGAGGAGGUGAUAGAAACCAAAGAAGAUGGAGAGAUGAUUGGAGUACAACAGAAAGAGAUCAUGAAAGAGAUAGAUGAGAGUAAGGCAAGUGAAGAGAUGAGUGCAAAAGAAGAGGCGAAAAAAGCGGUGGAAGGAGUGGAUCCCAUGGGAGAGACUGAGGAAGAGGCAGCUGAAGGAGUGGAUAACAUGGGAGAGACUGAGGAAGAGGCAGCUGAAGGAGUGGAUCCCAUGGGAGAGACUGAGGAAGAGGCAGCUGAAGGAGUGGAUAACAUGGGAGAGACUGAGGAAGAGGCAGCUGAAGGAGUGGAUAACAUGGGAGAGACUGAGGAAGAGGCAGCUGAAGGAGUGGAUACCAUGGGAGAGACUGAGGAAGAGGCAGCUGAAGGAGUGGAUACCAUGGGAGAGACUGAGGAAGAGGCAGCUGAAGAGAGGGUGGAAGGUGUGGAUACCAUGGGAGAGACUGAGGAAGAGGCAGCUGAAGAGAGGGUGGAAGGUGUGGAUACCAUGGGAGAGACUGAGGAAGAGGCAGCUGAAGAGAGGGUGGAAGGUGUGGAUACCAUGGGAGAGACUGAGGAAGAGGCAGCUGAAGAGAGGGUAGAAAAGAUGUCGAUUGAUAAUGAGAAACAGGAUCUAGAGGCACAGCACGUUUUAGAGAGAAGACAAAGAGAUAUAGAUCUUAUAAAGGAUGUUGUGGGAGAGGGAUAUGAAGAGGGAGAGAAAGAGAUGGAAGUGGGAGAUGUAAUCUGGGAGGAAGAAGGAGAUAGUAUACGUGUGGUCCAACGGGAGACAGAUGAGGAGAAGAAGAAGAAGAAAGGAGAGACGAAAGGUCAACUAAAGACACCAACAAUAGAGGAAAGAGAAGAAGAACUGAAAGAGAUCCAGAUAAAUAACAACAAAAAAUAUGAGGGAGAAAACGAAGCGAUGGAUAGUAAAGUGGGGUCUGAAAAAGGGGUGGGGAGAGUGCUGGUCGUGUCUAAACAACAAACACCCCCUAAAGUGUAUCAAGCAAGAUCAGUGCCAGUGGUACCACCCAAGCCCCAUCACUGCCGAAUAACUGCACUGAACCUCAGACAACAGCAGCACCAGAGGGAGAGGAGAGAGACAGACAGAGACAGUGGAAAGGGAAAGGUACACAGGACUUUGGGACAGCAAGAUAAGGAGAGAAAGAUGGAAGGAAAGCCAGAGCAUGACAAAGUCAUCGAGACAGAACGAGGGUGGAAUGAGGAUGGGGAAGAUGAGGGCACAGGCAAAAAGGAGGCACAGAGUGGGGGGGUGAGGGAGAGGAGGAGAGAUGUGGAUGAGGGGGGAGUGAAAGACAUGAUGAAGAACAGUCCAGUCAGUAUGUGUUUUGAUGAAGCUGUUGCCAUGGGAAUCAAGAGAGGGAGAGAGAAAGAGGGCAGUGAAAGGGAGAAAAAAAAAGAGAGAGGAUAUGAAGUACAAUAAAGAGAAAGAGGUGGACAUAAAAGCCAGUAAAUGUUAUAGUCAUUGACUUUGUCUGGAUGGUUAGUAUACAAACGUAUCAUUUAUAUAUAGUUAUAUUUUCCAUACUGCCUGUAUUAUUCAGCCUGGGCCUAGAACCCCGUCCCACUAAUAUUCAGGGCUACUCAGAAAACUGAUCCUCCGCAGACUCCCCCCUCCCCUCCAUCUGUAAAUAUCCUCCUUUGUUGUUGCUAUUUUCAACCUAUUAAACUAACUUGCAAUUUUAACUUGGUUUCAAUCUACAAAGAGUUGUAAAUUUACACCCAAGUAUGUCAAUCUCAGGUAUCACAUCUCAUGCAAAACCAUAGGUAUUGUGAGCAAGAAAAUUGUAUAACUUCUUAUGAGCAAUGGCUAGAGAUGUCAUUAUUUGUACCAAUUCCAUAAACCAAUGCAUUUUCUGUUUUUAAUUCAUUUUUGUGAAUAAAUUUAUUCUGCAGACAAAAAUAA